AUGGCUACCGAGAGAAGAAAAAUGAAGAAAAAGUCUGUUUUAAAGGAUGAGUUGGAAAAACCGACAAAAGAGGAGUACUCGGUGGCCAGGUGUUUGAGGUUUCAGGGGCCAUCCAAGGAGGGGAAAUUCAAUGGGAACUUUUGCCCCUAUUUUGUAGGGUCAAAGGUCGUGGAUUUCUUGCUCUCUGAAUCGCAGUGGGGCACAAAAUGUGCCAACAAAACCAGCCAACUCUACACAUCUAGAUCUUCGUGUGUAACUUAUUGUGCUAGAUUACUUGAGAAAGGUUUUUUUCAUCGGGUUGAGAAGAUUGAUCGAAGGGAGAGACUAAUGGCCACAGCAGCAACGUCAUCGACACAAUCAUCCAAAAAGUCGUCUGCCGGGGACAAACUACAGUCGAAGGAUGGCACACCUGGUCUGACAAAAAGAAACAAAGGCAAGAAAGAUAGAGAUGCAACUGAACAACAGCCACAGCAGCUGCCAGAUGAACAGACGGAAAAAAAGAACGACGAUGACGUCACUAAAGCUGCUGCUGCUGCAGCUUGUAAAACGGCUGCUUCUGACGCUACAACAGCAACUUCAACGGCCGCCAAAGAGGAUGGUGUCAAUGAGGAGAAGAAGAAGAGGAGGAAGCCGGCUAAGUUGAGAAUGCACGAUAACCAAACGUUCAUUGACUCCCCUGAUGCUGUUUGCUGA
Helobdella robusta is the source of this 693-nucleotide messenger RNA. RefSeq lists its product as hypothetical. The transcript has 6 exons. The record is from RefSeq and is a predicted model, not a curated record. Gene Ontology annotation, cellular component: endoplasmic reticulum; endoplasmic reticulum membrane. Gene Ontology annotation, biological process: post-translational protein targeting to membrane, translocation. Lineage: Eukaryota; Metazoa; Annelida; Clitellata; Rhynchobdellida; Glossiphoniidae. The coding region runs from base 1 to 693 and encodes 230 amino acids.